AUGGGCAAAGGCCGAACGGACCCUACCGACCAGCCCGAGGAUGUGAAUCGAUCUUCCUUCACUUACGAAGAAAUGAUACUCGAGGACCGGCGACUCCUCUGCCAGAUCCCGCGUGUCACUAACAACGACCAUAAUGCAACGAGAGACAAGGAGAAUAACAAGGCCGAGGAGCAGAAGGAGCUAGCUCGAGCAACGGAUCGUGGUCUGGAACUCCUACGUGAAAUGGAAGGGAAAUGCAUGUACUAUUUCUCUGGUUGGUGGUCCUACUCCUUCUGUUAUCAGAAGCAAAUCAAGCAGUUCCAUGCACUCCCUGCUGGCCGUGGUGUCCCUAACUACCCACCCAUUGAAGACACCCAAACGCAUUCCUUCGUCCUGGGAAGAUUUAUCGGCGACAAGAGUGAGGAAGAGAAGCCAUCUGCCAAAACAGAUGUGGCAGAGCUUCACACAAAAGGUGGCUCGCGGUAUCUAGUUCAACACUUGCGUGGUGGUACCAAAUGUGAUCUGACGGGGCGCGAGCGCAAGGUUGAAGUGCAAUUCCAUUGUCACCCACAAUCGACAGAUCACAUCGGCUGGAUCAAGGAGCUCACCACGUGCUCUUACCUAAUGGUAAUCUAUACCCCUCGUCUAUGUGAUGACGUUGCUUUUCUGCCACCACGGCAGGAUGAGAUACAUACUAUUGAGUGCCGUGAAAUCUUGAUGCCUGAUGAAGUCACCGAAUGGGAGGCGAUCAAAGAGUGGUACAUGGUCAACCAACUGGCCGAUGCUGCUACAGAUGCGGAUGGUGAUGUCGCCCAAUCCGAGCUUCCGAUUAUCGGAGGAAUCGAGGUCGGAGGCCGUAAGCUUGUUGGCAUGGAGGGCAAGGUAAUUGAGAAAGGGCGUGUGGCAUCUGCAGGCGAGGAGCGAGUGGAAGUGGUUGCGAAACGCGAGAAAGGCGAGAUCCGGAAAACAUCCAAGCAGGUUCUAAAAAAGUACGACAUCGACGCGGAGAAACUGGAAGAGAUGAAGAAUCUGUUGGAAGAAGAAGCAGAUGGCAAAGACUGGACGCUGCAGGUUGUGGAAAGCAACGGCGUGAUCAAGUUCCAAGGCGUCUUUGCUGAAGACGAGGAAGACACUUGGAACGAGAACCCGACAGAGAGAGUACACGAAAAGGAUCCCGAAAGUUCCGCUGGCCAGAAUUCAAAGCAGGGAGAGGUCGAAAAGAAAAAGCAAUCUCCAAAGCCCGAAAACAGCGAGGGUAGCGAGGAGACCUUUAAAGAUGAACUAUGA
Penicillium digitatum Pd1 is the source of this 1266-nucleotide messenger RNA. RefSeq names its product PRKCSH domain-containing protein. Gene Ontology annotation, biological process: retrograde protein transport, ER to cytosol; endoplasmic reticulum unfolded protein response. Lineage: Eukaryota; Fungi; Ascomycota; Eurotiomycetes; Eurotiales; Aspergillaceae. Gene Ontology annotation, cellular component: endoplasmic reticulum lumen. The record is from RefSeq and is a predicted model, not a curated record.